Molecule: messenger RNA, 5352 nt
Organism: Sphaeramia orbicularis (orbiculate cardinalfish)
Lineage: Eukaryota; Metazoa; Chordata; Actinopteri; Kurtiformes; Apogonidae
Gene: tcf3a
Product: transcription factor 3a
Exons: 20
Coding region: 558-2489 (643 amino acids)
Biological process (GO): regulation of transcription by RNA polymerase II
Cellular component (GO): chromatin; transcription regulator complex
Molecular function (GO): protein dimerization activity; RNA polymerase II cis-regulatory region sequence-specific DNA binding; DNA-binding transcription factor activity, RNA polymerase II-specific
Source: RefSeq, a predicted model, not a curated record
AUGUAGUCCCCCGCGAUUUGGUACUGGGUGUUAUUUUGUUGCAAUUGCAGCCACAAAACAUUGACAUUUUGUGUGAUGUAAAAGACCCAGCGCAUCGGCACAAAGUGUAUUGACAGCUACCGCGUUUGGUAAAUCCGUUUUGGAUGAAAUCGGACACCGCUGAUGUUUCAGCGUCCAUGUCCUCCCGUAGGCUGUGUCGCGGAGCGAUAUUCCAUUGGAACCGACAAUGUGGAGGCUGUUAAUAUGUCUACUUGGGAAAUGAAAUGCUUACAAAUUCAACUGCAAUAAGGAACGGAGUAGCACUAAGAGUUAUGGUUCGUGUUAGAGACGUGUUUUCAGUUUCGUGACACAAGACAACGAGACGAGGUGGCGGAGGAGUGGUUCAUUUGUCUUUCCUCAUCUUCAUCAAGCCCCACAGUCCGGACCACGGGGAAGGAUCCUAUCCCUAACUUUGUUUUUCUCUUUACUCCAGCCGAUUAUUUCUCCCUCUUGGAUGCUACAAAAUUGAAUCCAGUUGCUUGCUGAGACUGAAAGGGCCAACUGAUCAGCAGCAGAGAAUGGCUGCAGUAGGAACAGACAAGGAGCUCAGCGACUUGCUGGAUUUUAGCACGAUGUUUGAACCUCCAGUUUCCAAUGGCAAGAACCGGCCAACUACUCUCGGUCAGUUUGGAGGUUCAGGUAUAGCCGAAAGGAGUGGGUCCAGUCCCUGGGGACCUGGUGAACAGAACAGUCCAUCUUUCAACCAGGCAAGGGGUUAUGGAGAAGAAGGCCUUUAUAAUGAGCAGGAGGGCAUCGCCUCUGGUCCCAUAUUUGGAUCAGGGAUUGUUGCAGGGAAGGCUGAGCGGGGAGCAUACUCUUCAUUUGCAACACAGCCGGGCUUUAUGCCCAGUCAGAUACCCAUGCAUAGUCCUGAUGCCCUCUCCCCAUCUGGCCUGAAACCAAACUCCCAGUUUUAUUCCUCCUAUGAGGGAAGUAACCCUCGCAGGAGACCCUCACAGGACCCCAUAGGACCACAGCCAAAAAAGAUCAGGAAGGUGCCCCCUGGCCUGCCCUCCUCUGUUUAUGCAGCCACUUCAGGAGAGGAGUAUAACAGAGACACUGCUGCCUACCCAGGCUCCAAGGCAGGAAAUGUCUACCCUCCAAGUUUCUACAUGCAAGAAGGCCUUCACCUACCCUCAGAUCCAUGGGGCUCUGCUGGGUCGAUGGUUCAGCCCAGUUACCCAGGCAUGCUGGGAAACUCCCCCCAUCUGAGCCAGCAUGCCCCCUUCACUGCCAUCAACCCCCAAGACAGACUGAAACGGCAGCCACUGCCCAUUUCUCCCCAAAACUACCCCCUGCAUGGCAGUGAGGUGAACGGAGCUCAUCCUGCUGGCUUCCACUCUGGCUCCAGUAGCUUUGGAGUCCCCAGUCACACACCCCCUAUUGCUGGCACUGACACCAUUAUGGCAGCCAAUCGAGGAGCAGUUCCUGGAAGUUCAGGUGAUGAAAUUGGAAAAGCGUUGGCUUCUAUCUAUCCUUCGGACCCAAACAGUAACGCCUUCCCUCCAUCUCCGUCUACUCCCUCGGGCUCUCCUCAGGCUGUAUCAGGGUCUGCAUCCCAGUGGACUCGGUCUUCUGGUCAAGCCACACCCUCACCGAAUUUUGAAGGUGUGCCGUCCAUGCAAAGUAAAAUGGAAGACCGUCUGGAAGAAGCCAUCAAUGUUCUUCAGCGUCAUGCCAGUGGACCUGGAGGGCCAGGGAUCGCUGAUAUUCACAGUCUGCUCUCAUCUGGCCUUGGGUUACCGCAGGCCUUCAACAGUGCCGCACUGGGACUGGCUAGUCGUCUGCCUGGACUAGUGUCCAGUCACCAUGAGGACUCUGCUGGUGUGCCCUCUAGUGGAGGAAUGUUGAACAGCCACCUCGGUCCCACAUCUGUCCAGGCAGCAUCUCAACAACCUGAAGGCUUUACUGGUCAUCCUGGAAGUUUAAAUCGUUCUAGUGGCACUGACAUCAAACGAGAGGAGAAAGAGGAUGAUGAGACCUGCUCGGUAACGGAUAAGUCAGAGGACGAGAGAAAGGACAUUAAAGCCCGCAUUCGAACAAGCCCCUUCAACCUCCCCUCUCCUGGCUGCAGCGUUGUCUCAGUGACUGAUGAGAACCUGACUGCCGAAGAAAAGGAGCAAAGGGAACGUGAGCGCCGCCUAGCUAACAACGCUAGAGAGCGAGUGCGUGUGCGUGACAUUAAUGAAGCCUUCAGAGAGCUGGGCAGGAUGUGUCAGGUCCACCUACAGAGCGACAAGGCCCAGACCAAGCUCAUUAUAUUGCAACAGGCCGUCCAGGUCAUACUGGGCCUGGAGAAGCAGGUGCGAGAGCGUAAUUUGAACCCCAAGGCAGCCUGCCUCAAGAGGAGGGAGGAGGAGAAGGUGUCAGGUGUGGACCCUCAGAUGCAACGUGGUGGGGGUCACCCUGGUCUUGGAGGCGAUGGACACAACCCUGUGAGCCAUAUGUAAUUUUCAGUUCCUGUUGAUUGUACAGCCCAGAACACGUGGCCUUAAUCCAUCAUUGUCAUACAUCUCAGUGUGUGUUAAUCAACUCUUGAAAAGCACACACACAUUUCAUUACUGACAAAGCAGGUGGCCACAUUCCCGAUGAUGAUGAACACAAGAAUAACAAGCACACUCAUACAAAAAGAGAAAAACCGUAUUGUAAACAUGACAAUACUUUGAACUGAAGACGCUGACACAAGAGACAGCGGAAGUCAAACAUAAGGACACUGAUGAUGUUUUUAUUAGACAUUUCUAGGAAGUUGCUUUACAUGUUGGGAGCAAAACUUUGGAUCAAAUGUAACUUGGAUCAAUUUCUCAUGUAAGCAAAGUUGGGAUAUGCAUUGUUGGAUAAUUAAUUGGUAUUCCCAUCUGAAAAAGGAAGGCUUAUGUUCUCCAUAAACAAAGAGGGACACUGAAGUUUAUUUACAAUACCUGACUAAACAUGUACCUGAAACAGGUAAAAUGCAUAGUGUUUCAUACAAAUUACCUUCAUUGAUAUCCCUCAAUGUAGUGACUGAAUUACACAGACAGGUUUUUAUGAUGUCCUACCAUGAUAACAACAUCUGAAAGACUGACAGGGUAAUCAGAGUUGACUCCAAUUGUUGGUAUGCUGGUAAUUCUGGCUGUAUUUUUUCAUUUUCUUGCUUUGGCUAAAAAGGUGCCACAAUUAGUAACUCACACAUGGGGGUUAAUUCUUUUUUUCUUUGUAACUGUGGAUCCCUGAGUCUUAUCUCGAAACGUCCUGUUCAUUUGUUAUUGUCACUGCCAUGCAAGUGGAAUGGAAAGACUGCCGGAGAGAGACCCACAACAAACACAAACUGGAGCACAGACUCGUUACGAACGCAGGAUCCGCAGUGAUGUUGAACCAGGUGUGUGAAUGGAUAUCCGCACUAUCCCUUAAGGCUUUGGUUGGACUCCAGUACAGACAUCGACACUGCUCGAAUCCUCCACCAUCAAUAAGUCGGCUCUCAGCCAUGUGGUCAGCAUGAACCCUCUGUGACUCCGUGUCACAUUCGCCUGCCCCAUCGAAUCAUACCUAAAGACUUUGUUAGAGCAUGAUGAACUUCCUUCAUACAACUCUCAGAACAGUUUGUAUUGUAAAUGUCAUUUUGCUACAAGCUGAAGUAUUGAAAGGGAUCAUGAGUGUUAGUGUUACCGUUUUGGAGAACUUACUCAAUUGCCAUUUACUGACUUGUUUUGGUUGUUAUUGUGUUGAUGAUUUGGUGUUUUGUUCUUUUUCCCCUUUUUGAACAAUUGCAAAGCCUGUUGUAAGGAUCUUCCUUUUGUAGAAUUGAUUUAUUUUUUAUUUUAUUUUUUACUUUGUAAGAUAGUUGAGUUUUUUCCAUUUGGAAUUCUUUUUGUUUACAUACAGUGCCUUGUAAAAGUCUUCAGUCCUCAACAGUUUUUUCACAUUUUGUUGUCUUUGAUACUGAAUUUUAUAUUAAUUGUCUUCAAUUAUAAACCUUUACAAGUCAAAAGAAAAUUCCAAAACAUUCAACAGCUUACUAACGAGAGAUGACCAGAUUAAAAUGUAUUCAUACUAUGGAGCAACCUCAGACAUUGUGAGGAGGCAAAUGUUAACAUGUGAGACUCUUAAUUGUGAAAAAGUGUUGGGGACUGACUUUUUCAAGGUACUGUAAGUCAACCCUCAGUUUAGAUUCCAGGAACAAAGUGAGGUGAUUUCUUUUGUGCCAGGUGCUUAGAUGGUAGAAAAGACAGUUAUCUGGCUGAUUACAUCACAUAUUGUGAUGUUAUAAUUUUUUUUUGAAUGCCUCUUUUAACACAAACAUGUAUGGCCAGUUGAAAUUGGAUUAUUCUGAUGUUUUCAACCAACCGUUCUGUUUAAAAGGGAACAAUAUUUCUUUUCUCGAUGGCACCACCUCCUCCCUCUCUUGAUUAGUUUGGGGGAAUGACAGUAAGGGUGGUCUGCACAAUCUGCAACAAAAUUCAUCGUUUCAUUAUGAUAUGAAGCAUAAAAUGAAUCAAAAAGGGUGGCCUUAGUCAUUUUCCUGACUUUGGAAGUUUUGAUAAUGGUUACUCACCAGUGCCUGAAUACUUCUCUACUACAUGGUGGAUGAUGUUGCGUUUGUGUACUUAUAGGUUGUACCUUUUUAUAAUACAGAUGUUUAAAAUGUUAUAUACUCUAUUAACAUCUGACCAUGUCUCAGAGCAUCUAAAUGAAGACACUCAUUGACACUGCUUCCAUCAGUGUUGUGUAUGUCAUUAGAUGUUGAUGUUGACUAAUGGUAACGUUGAGUAUGAUGCUAAAAUCUUUACUUAAAAUUUCUCAUACGUAUGUACUGAUUUUCUUUAAUAUAAAUAUGUCCUUAACUGGCAUGUGCAUUGAUAUGUAUGUACAGCUGUAUGAGAUGUCCUUAUCAGUUUUAUCAUUGUAAGCUGAUACUGAUAUAUAACAGUAUUUGGCCUUCCCCUCCCUGUGAUCUUGUCACUAGUUCUGCCCCAGUGGACUAGCUCCAGCCAUUAUUUGCUCGGUCAAUUCGCCUUUCCCUCAAAAAAUGUGGUGGUCUUGUGAUACAAUCGCUUCUGAAGAAUUGUACUUUUCUUUACACAGCGGAUAUGUCUACAGCCUCCAAGUAUCUUAAACAUGCACCUGAAAUCUUCUGUUAACAAACUGAGACCCUUCUGUCAUUCAUAACAGAUGACCUGCUGCAGAUCUGUGUCUUCACUCAUGUUUGGGGACAACAUCUACGUAGGCUAUGUCCUCAAAGUGCCUCCAGUUUCUUAUUUUUUUAUAUAUAAAGUAGAUAUUGAGAACUGUUGUGUAUAUAACAGUAAUGUAGCAAUAAAUGUGCCAUUUUUAAUAACA